AUGACCGACAAGCCAGCACUCUUGUCCACGCAGUCCGCGGCUCCUAGUCAGAUCGCUACCCUCCUUCCGUCGGUCGCAACCCUUCAAGAUGAAGGCGCUCGACCGAUCGAGGGAGCGGAAGAACCAUACACAAUCAAGUGUAUCUGUAACUUCUCUGAUGAUGAUGGAAACACGAUUUACUGCGAGACAUGUGAUACAUGGCAACACAUCCUCUGUUUCUACCCCGAUAAUCGAGAGGAAGCUGUUCGCGAAGACUUUGCCCACUCAUGUGCAGAAUGCAAACCACGUCCUUUUGAUCUUCAAAAGGCUGUCGAGCGCAUGGUUCGUCUCAAGAAUGAACCACCAGGCGAUGAGCGUACUGACAAACGAACGAAACGACCUCCUGCGAAAAACCACAAGAAGAGGUCGAAGCCUACGGACCUGCCCCUAAACGGUCAUGCAAGCCCUCAAGAAAACGGGAAGCACGUCCACACUGGAGAUUAUCCCAAUCCUCCAAAGAGGGCGAAACAUCGCUCGUCACAAUCUGUCAGUUCUCAGGCUCCUAAGCGGAGUCCUUCCUAUGGAAACGGCCGAUCAAAUACUGCCCACCCUCCCAGCCCUGCAACCACCCCACCCGACCUUCCUGAAGAUUUUCAAAUCCACCAAUAUUCACAAGGCUUCUACGACUUGUACAAUGCAAGAGAUGUCCCCGACUCACACAACAAUGCCUUUGCAAGUCUUGCCAUUCCUACGGCACUAUCUCGCUGGCUUCGCGACCCCAAUACGAUGAGGAGUGAAGUUGGCAGAAGGCCUUCGGAAGUUUUCCAAAAAGCACCAGUCGAUCUUCAAGCAAACAAGCCUAAGCUCGAAGUCAGCGAUGCUACACGAACACUGGAGAAUGGCAAAGCGCUAAGAUGGAGAUAUCUCAACUCCAAGACACCAAUUGAAAAGGAUGUGCCCCUCGUUGAGUUGAAUGGGGAAAUUGGUUUCCAAAAAGACUACUCAACGGACCCUGCAAAUCUAUGGGCCGAUCUUUCCUCACCCCUUCCGUUCGUGUUUUUCCACCCCGUCUUGCCUUUAUACAUCGACACUCGACAGGAAGGCUCACUUGCCCGGUAUGUACGCCGAAGCUGCAAGCCUAAUGCUCAGCUGGACACAUAUCUUUCUGACGAAAACGAAUACCAUUUCUGGAUUGUCAGUGACAGGUAUAUAUCUGAGAGAGAACAAAUCACUCUUCCUUGGGACUUCCGUUUGGAAAAGAGUGUAGAUGCUCGUUGGCGAAACCUUCUUGGUCUUAGUGACGAUGACUCCAGUAUUGCAGAGACCCCAGUGGACGAAACAGAGUACACAGCGAUAUCGAAUUGGAUGAACCGGAUUCUUUCUGAGUACGGCGGUUGCGCAUGCGACCUGGAUAACAACUGUGCGUUCGCAAGAUUUCAUCGCCAGUAUCUCUUUGGCAGGUCUCAAUCUCGUGGUUCAACAAAGAAGAGACCAAGAAAGCCCAAGAUACACGCCAUCUCUCCAACGAGUACAGGCCCUCAGACUAACACCAGUCGAGCUACAAGCGAAGGUCAUGUUGACGAUGGCGCAGAACACGACACUGUAUCACAAUCUGGUUCGCUCCGAAGCAAACCUCCUAGUCGCGAUCUUACUCCUCUUCGGCAAGGCUCCUUCGACCAGUUGGGCAUCUUGACUGAACCAACAGAUCGGGACAAGAGAAAGGUUGCCAUGGUGGAGGAUACAUUCCGUCGGAUGGAGCAGCAGCAACCACCAAGGAAAAAGAAGCGUGUAUCUGAUGGCACUGCCUCCAACUCUUCAAAACCAAAACAACGCAAUGGCUCAGUUGCAUCUCACGGCAAUUAUGUCGACGCCGGCACAUGCAGGAGUAAUUCUGGAUCUCCAGCUAGCUCUUCACCGCAAAUUCCGCAAAGACCCUGUAUAUCUAAUCCAGAUCCUGCAGCUGCCCGGUCACGGCAGUCAUCUGUCAACACCAUACCGGUCUACUGCGAUGCUGCGGUACAAACAGACCCAGUUGAAGGUGCCUGGUUCAGCGAGCCCCAUCAAUCGCCCCGCCCAAAGAAGCGAAUUAUUCCUCUUUCCAAACGUCUACUGAACAACCGCCACAGAGUACGAACAGAUGAUGAGGUUCUUCGCAGGCGGUCUUCCCUGAGCCAAGCGUCUAACAGUACUGCAAUGGAGGUCGAAUCACCUUUGGAACACGCACCAACAAUCAAGCGAUCAGAGUCAGAAUUACCGCCUUUGCUCGCUACGGCUGGCGACAUUCCCAUGGCAGAUGCCUCAUCUCCCAUUCUGGGAUCUGCUGCCAGUGAUACGUCCUCAAAACCGAAGACUCCAGAUCUUCGUGUUCAACUGCCUCCUGUGCCUGCUUUCGACAGUACAGGGUUGGGGAUUCACAAUGGCACAGCUCACCAGUCUGGCAUCACUGCUCACUCGCCUCUGUCAGGUCCAAUGCCAAGCCCAUGCGUUUCUCAUGCUAUGAACGGCAUUGGCGCCCAUCACAGUCCUGCGAAAAAGAAGCUUAGCCUCAGCGACUACACUAAGAGCAGGAUGAACAAGGCAGCCGGUAAGACUGCUGGGGGCCACGCCAUCCUCAAACCUUCGAUUUCCAGCCCCGAGGACACAAAAGUCGAUAUAAUCGUCGAUUCAUCGGUGAUGGAAAAGAGCACCGAGAGCAUCAUGAUGACCCCCGUCGCUGCUGCCAACGGUUCACUGUAG
Fusarium sp. VM40 is the source of this 2715-nucleotide messenger RNA. The record is from the annotation of a GenBank genome assembly. NCBI's taxonomy places the organism in Eukaryota, Fungi, Ascomycota, Sordariomycetes, Hypocreales, Nectriaceae.